CACACACACACACACACACACACACACACACACACACACACACACAGUUAUGUACACAGGGAUAUAUUCAUACUGCAUGGCUGUCAUUCACAGUCCAGACAGUGUUCCUACGGUCUGCAGAAUCCCUCCCCAUCUAGAAGAAACAUCAGAAGUACUGUAGCUCUCGUGUUGAAUUAAGAACACACUUAAGCAGAACAAGUGCUGGUCUCUAGCAUACUUGUUAUUAUUCACUGAUUAUUAACAUGUACACACACAUACAGUUACACAGUAAUACAUUCAUACACACAGUUAUACAGUAAUAUAUAAACAUAAUAGAUGGAGAUAUUUAUUUGAGUGGUUUAUUUCUUUUAAAUGCUCUAAAAAGGUCACCUACCAAAUCUAUGGGCCCGUUGGCUGUGUCACCGUCAGCAGUUACCAGGGACCGUCCUGCCGUCGCCUCUACCCACCACGGGACCUCCACCCUCUCCGGCUACCCACCACGGGACCACCACCGUCACCGUCAGCAGACGAUUGAUCUGGACUCAAGCUGUAGGCCUACCAGUCAGAUGAGUCACUCAGUGGAGGAGGAGGACUUUGCGGAUAUCAGGGCCUACUUUUCCACAACAAAAUGGAACCGCCUCUGUAUGGCAGAGAAAAAAAGAUUCCUGCAGAUCAAGGAAAACCAUUUGGUUAUGUCGUCUCUUGGCCUGUCCUUUGUGGCUCCAGCCUUCAUGAGGAGAGAGAAGCCCGGCCAGGUGAGAGUCUGCUCACCUGAAGAGACAGACUCUGAGGAGGAGCAGCUCUGGACCUCUGGAUUGACCGGUAGCUGGUGUGUGUUUUCCAGUCCAGUUUGUUAUCCAGCCAGACCCCGAGGUGCUCGAGUGUGGAAGCCACCAACAGUCAGACAGGGGUCUCUACAACAGCCCAGUACGUCAGAUGCAGUUUCUGUACAGAGUCUCUCAGGGCGGGGCUGGAGUGACCAGGAGGUCUCUGGAGGGCCCACUCCUUCUCAUCCAGAGAUCGACCCCCCCGGAGGAGGAGUAGAGAGGGGCUCUGCAGUCCAGGAGGAGGUCUCAUUGGUCUGUGAUGAGUGUAGGACUUUCUUCCUCGAAGAGUGCGCGGUCCACGGUCCUAUCGUCUUCAUGGCUGAUCGCCCCGUUGCUGUCAGAGAGAAAGACAGAGCCAAGAAGACGCUGCCCGCUGGGUUUGAGAUCAGAGAUUCUGGGAUCCCUGGGGCCGGUCUAGGGGUGUUUUACUGUGGAGACGGUGGCCUUCCCAUUGGAACACACUUUGGACCCUACGAAGGACACAGGACCGAUGAAGAGGGAACCCUGGAGAGUGGAUACUCCUGGGAGAUCUACAAGAGCAGACACAAUGAUUACAUUGAUGCAAAGAGAGAGACACUUUCUAACUGGAUGAGGUACGUCAAUUGUGCUCGUAAUGAAGAGGAACAGAACCUAAUAUCGUUUCAGCACAAAGGAGGGAUUCUGUAUCGCUCCUGUGGCCUCGUGACUUCAGGAGCAGAGCUCUUGGUCUGGUAUGGGGACGAAUACGCCAGACAUCUGGGAAUCGGAUUUGAUCGACUGUGGAACAACAAGAGCUCUACUAAGGGGGAGCUGUCUCUGUUGGUCGUGCCGGGCUGA
Molecule: messenger RNA, 1622 nt
Organism: Gadus chalcogrammus (walleye pollock)
Lineage: Eukaryota; Metazoa; Chordata; Actinopteri; Gadiformes; Gadidae
Product: histone-lysine N-methyltransferase PRDM7-like
Exons: 12
Coding region: 381-1622 (413 amino acids)
Biological process (GO): regulation of DNA-templated transcription
Cellular component (GO): nucleus
Molecular function (GO): histone methyltransferase activity; protein binding
Source: RefSeq, a predicted model, not a curated record